Molecule: messenger RNA, 537 nt
Organism: Rotaria socialis
Lineage: Eukaryota; Metazoa; Rotifera; Eurotatoria; Philodinida; Philodinidae
Source: the annotation of a GenBank genome assembly
AUGAUAACGAUAAUAGCUGAGAUUCUUCUCGGCUUACGUGCAACUUUGCAUACAUCAUCUGCCAUCAACACUAGUGAAGCAGUGAAGCAACACAAACUUCUUGUAUUCACAACAAUAGGCCCAUAUUAUCAUGAAUCAAUCCCGUUCGGCAUUGCAGCCAUCAAAAAGCUAGGCCAUGAUAAUGAAUUCCUAGUGGAUGCAACAAAUGACUCUUCCUUGUUUACAAACAACAAUUUGAAACAAUAUUCUGCCAUUGUCUUUCUCACUACGACCGGUGAUGUGUUAAAUGAUCAAGAAAAGAAUGCUUUUGUUCGUUUCAUUCGAUCUGAUAAAGGCUUUGUUGGGAUUCAUUCGGCAGCCGAUACUGAAUAUGGUUGGUCAUGGUACAACAAGCUGCUCGGUGGACAUUUCAUGAGUCAUCCAAUUCAACAAAAUGCAACAUUAAAUGUUAUUGAUCGAAGAUUUAUUGUUACAAAACACUUUCCCAAGCAAUGGAGACGAUUCGAUGAAUGGCGCAGUUUUCAGGCAACACGUUAG